UCCUUCGACUUCCUGUAACUAGUGCGCCUCUUUUUCCACGUCCCUGUCUUCACAAAAACAAGAGACAGCGAUAUUCUGAACGGUUUUUCUUGGGUUUAAUGAAAACACAGUUUGCUUUUUGUUAAUACCGGUCGUUGCAGCGCUGUCAAAGGGUGAAAAGAUAGAAUAGGAGCGUGUACGCAGCGUUGCGCCCUGAAUAUAUCCUUCCGCUAUUUUUUGUCUCCUUUCAGACUGUUUUGGUCUUUUCGCUGAUAGCAACGAAGAGAGAAACCGAGAUAGCUGAAAAUCUUUAUAAUUUGUUCAAAUUAAAAAUCAUUUUAAGGAAAAACAACUUUUUGACAGGAGUUUAAGUACACGCCUUGAUUGCACGAGGGUAGUUGUCAUAGCUACUGUCUUUUUAAAAGAAAAAAUCUGUUCUGCUUUUAAGAAGUAUUGCAACGUUAAUCUAUGCUGAAGCCAGGAUUCAUUAUUUAGCGUUGGGGAACGUUGACGCACGUAAUUUAUUUUUAUUCGUUUUUUUGGGCUUCAUAUUUUUGGAAAUAGUAGAAAUAACGUGCAUAAGUCGUCGUUUAUGGGCUCAUCAUGUCAAUGAAGCAGGCCGGUGGUAACCGUAAACCCGGCGGUGGCAGCGGCGGUGCUGCUGCGGCCUCUGGUGCCGGGGGAGGUGGAGGACCUGGCGGUCGCCAGAAUUUGGGCAGAGGGCGCAACAGUGUCAAAGGUCCUUCUUCUCCUGCGAUUGCCUUCAAUGGAGUUUACGCGAACAUGCGGAUGGUGCACGUGCUGACCUCGGUGGUGGGAACCAAGUGUGAGCUGAAGGUGAAAAACGGAGUGGUUUACGAAGGAGUGUUCAAGACCUACGGUCCAGAGUGCGACCUGGUCCUGGACGCCGCCCACAGGAAGAGCUCGGACCCGUGUCUGGCCCCGAGGCGGGAGGACAUCGUGGAGAGCAUCAUCUUCAAGGCCUCGGACGUGGUGGUGGUGCAGUUCAAAGAUGUGGACCUCAAUUAUGCCCGGAAAGAUAACUUCACGGACUCUGCGGUCAGUGUGAGCGCGCGCAUUAACGGCGAGCACAAGGAGAAGGACCUGGAGCCGUGGGACGGGGGAGAGCAGCACGGCUCCGACAGCCUGGAGUCGCUGGACACGGACGUGUCGAACGGCUGGGAUCCCAACGAUAUGUUCAAGUUCAACGAGGAGAACUACGGGGUGAAGUCAACCUACGACAGCAGCCUGGCCUCGUACACGGUUCCUCUGGAGCGCGAUAACUCUGAGGAGUUCCUGAAGAGGGAGGCGCGGGCGGCCCAGCUGGCCGAGGAGAUCGAGUCCAGCGCCACCUACAGGGCGCGCGUGGCGCUGGAGAACGACGACCGCUCCGAGGAGGAGAAGUACACCGCCGUCGUCCGCGGCGACCGCGAGCCUCACGCCAUCAACAGCAGCAGAGAAAACAAGUACAUUCCUCCGGGCCAGAGGAACAGGGAGGGGAUGUCGUGGGGCGCCGGCAGACAGAACUCUCCCAGGCUGGCACAGGGCAGCUCCGGCCCCCCCACCCCGUCCGGGCCCCCCCCUCCCCGCGCCGCGCCGCACGACUACAGCCCCAGCUCCGGAGCUGACCAGCGCGUCGUCAACGGAGGUGCCCCCUGGCCAUCGCCUUGCCCAUCUCCUUCCUCCCGCCCACCUUCCCGCUUCCAGUCAGGCCCCGCCUCCCUCCCGCCCCGGGCCUCCACCCCCACCCGGCCGCCCUCCCGCCCCCCCUCCAGGCCCUCGCGGCCCCCGUCCCACCCCUCUCCUCACGGCUGUCCGGCUCCCGUCUCUCCUCUGCCUAAACGCUUGUCCACUGAAGGUCCCCCCAGGAUGUCACCAAAGACGCAGCGGACCCCCCGGACACACCGUGUGCCCAGUGGCCGCGGGGGCGCCCCCCCGGGGGUGGACUUCAUUUCCCACAAUGCCCCGGGAGACGUGUCCACCACCCCGCCCGCUCGGAGCAGCCCCUCCGGCGGCACCUGGUCUUCCGUGGUCAGUGGAGCACACAGACCCCGCUCCCCCAGGCAGAACAGCCUGGGCAGCGCCCCCAGCGGGCCCGCCUCUAUGCCCUCCCCCCAGGCUGGCACCGCCCCCAUCGACCCUGUGACCACGCCCACCUCCGCCGUGUCGCCGACCGCCGCCAGCCCUGCUUCCAACCGGGCCGUGACUCCCUCAGCCGAAGCGAAAGAGUCUAGAGUCCAGGAGGCGAGGCAGAACUCGCCCGCCGCCGGCAAGGACUGUGCCAAACCCAGCGAGGCGUCCCCCAACGUCAGCCGGCCCAUCGGCAAGGGCCCUCCGGCUAUGGCUCCAGAUCACAGAAAACAGAUCGACAAUCUGAAGAAGUUCAGCGUGGACUUUAGGUUGCAGCCGAGCUCCACCGCGGACGCGGCGUUUGACCAAAUGAUGACCAAACCGCCGCGGGACGCCGGCGACAAGCCCAAGGAGCUGGCGCUGGGCAAGGGGGCGGAGCCUGCGGGGAAGGCGGGCCAGGAGUCGGGCGCCGGCGAGGACCCCGCCCACCUCCCCGCCGCCGUGGGCGUGCCCGCCAGCAGCGGCAGCAGCAAGCCCGGCAGCCCCUCCUCUUCCUCCUCCCCGUCCUCCUCCUCCUCCUCCGGACUCUGCCCCGCCCCUGAGCAGAAGCGGGGGCCCGACGUGACCUCACAGGGGGUCCAAACGUCCAGUCCCGGCGCCAGCCUCAAAAUGGAGGGAAAAGACGAGAGAGAGGAGAAGAAAGACCCGGUGCCUGAGCAAGUCCGAAAAUCAACCCUCAACCCAAACGCCAAGGAGUUCAACCCAAGAGCCUUCUGCUCCCAGCCCAAGCCGGCGACCACGCCCCCCCCCCCCCGCCCCCAGGGCCAGCCCAGCCCCUCCAUCGUGGUCCCGCAGCCGCCCACUGUGUACAGCCAGACCGUCUGCUUCCCCCAGAUGUACCCCCUCACCCCCGUGAGCCCGGGAGUGCAGCCUCCAGCUAUGUACCACGUCCAGGUGCCGCACAUGACAGUGAGCCAGAGCAAGUCCUACAGAGCAGUUCCCAGCAUGCCCCAGCAGAGACCGGACCAGCACCACCCGCAGGGCACGCCCACCAUGAUGCACCCGGCCACCGCUGCCGGCCAGCCCAUCGUGGCCCAAAGCCCCGCCUACUCUACGCAGUACUUCGCCUGCCCCCAACAGUUCUCCAGCCCCCCACUAGUGCAGCAGAUGCCCCACUACCAGUCCCAGGCCCAGCACGUCUUUAGCCCUGUGAUGCAGGGCGGGGCCAGGAUGAUGGCUCCGCCCACGCACGGCCAGGCCAGCCUGGUGUCGUCGUCAACCACCCAAUACGGAGAGCAGACGCACACCAUGUACGUGUCUCCGGGUCCGAUCCCGCAGCAGUACACCCACCCCAGCGCCACGCUGCACCCCCACCCGCAGCACCCCCAACAAUCGGCCACGCCCACUGGCCAGCAGCAGCCCCAGGGUCAGCACGGAGGCAACCACCCCCCCGCCCCCAGCCCAGUGCAGGUGCGUCAACCUCUCCGUUGCAGCAUACAUCAGGCUGCUCAGGCCCUGCACCUGGGGAACCCCGGCCAGCAGCCCAUGUACUCCGCCCUGGCCCCCACCCCCCCCUCCAUCACCCCGGGACCCAACCCCCAGUCCCCCCAGACCAGCUACCCCUCUGCCCAGCAGACCGUCUACAUCCACCCCCAGCAGCACGGGUACAACCACUCCCACAUGGCACACGUGCAGCAGGCUCAUAUGCAGUCUGGGAUGGUUCCUUCCCAUCAUGCCACGCCCACUCACCCCCCAAUGAUGCUGAUGGCGACGCAGGCACCGGGCGGCCCCCAGCCCCCCCUCCAGCAGAGCGCCCUGCCCCCCAUCCCCGUGUCCUCCACUGCGCACUUCUCCUACAUGCCCCACCCCUCCGUGCAACCCCACCACCAACAGCAGUUGUAGGAGAAGCAGAAGAGGGGAGCGGUUUCUUCUUCCAGCCCCCCCCCCCCCCCACCGUGGAUCCCCGAAAAGAAGAAAACAGGGAGGGGGGGGUCCUCUCGCCCCUGCUACAAUUCUGCUUUCUUUGUACCCGUAAUUAGGAAUGCUAACAGGUCAACUUGCAGUGGAGAAAUGUUUUGAACUAAAGAGUUUUGAUAACAGUCGGGACGUCCCGUGACAGAGUCGUACGGUAUUAAACCCGCUGCUGGGGGGGGUGGGGGGGGCGUGCGGCCAUUUUACGCAAAACUGGAACCUUCCAUGUCCUUUGCACCUUCCAGUCUAAAGAACGUAUUAACAGCUCUGUUCAUCGCUGCUGCUAUUUCUGUGCUCCAGUUUCGGGCAGAACUCCUCGUUUUAACCCGAAAUUCGAAACUAAGAGAGAGAGAGAGAGAGAAAAAUAAACGAGAAAGACAACCUCAUUGUAAUUAACCCGUUUGGCAAAAAAAGAAAGAUGGAUUAUUUAUGAAUCAUGACUGCUGAGGUGUGACCCCCCCCCCACCUCAUCUUGACAGUUAUGUAACUUUUAAGUUAAAAAAAAAAAAAGAACUUUUACUUUGUAGAUAAUAUAAAUAAUUUAAAAAAUGAGAAAAAAAAUUUAAAAACAUUAAAAAAAAGUUUUAAAAACUGUA
This is a messenger RNA of Anguilla rostrata (American eel), 4616 nucleotides long. It is a transcript of the gene atxn2, whose product is annotated as ataxin 2. NCBI's taxonomy places the organism in Eukaryota, Metazoa, Chordata, Actinopteri, Anguilliformes, Anguillidae. Gene Ontology annotation, cellular component: cytoplasmic stress granule. The coding region runs from base 583 to 3951 and encodes 1122 amino acids. Gene Ontology annotation, biological process: cytoplasmic stress granule assembly. Gene Ontology annotation, molecular function: mRNA binding. The record is from RefSeq and is a predicted model, not a curated record. The transcript is spliced from 24 exons.